GAAACACUUAAAACACAUUGUGUCAAUAUUGUUGAAGUGAGGAGGGUCUUUCCUCGCGAUAAACCGUGAGUAUUACUAUACUACAGAUAUUUCAAGUUCAACCCGCCCAUCCCCAGUGAGAGUGAGACACUUGCUGUUUGUGACGGUGGGAGCGUCUCUCAUUCAAGCGCCCAUAUCAUUCACGUUGAGUCCGUCAGCCGAAGUGGCCGAGGCGAUUUCUUCAAGGAGUACACUUGCAAACUUUCAAGCUGCUUUUAAGUUACGAUAUAAAGGAGAUGUGAACGCAUUUGAACUUCGUAUAACAGCGACGUCUCGUGAUUCUGUGCUUAAACAUUGAAGAAAAGAUUUCCGGGAGAUUUAACGAUGUUUUUCACUUACGACAUGACUAGAUCAUGGUCGCUGGAGAGUGUGAGGAGACACACAAAGUCUUGAAGGAAGAGGACUGCCUGGUAUCUCGACAAAAGCAUCACCUCAGAAACAUGAGGGAUUGUCUCCUGUGGAACUUCGCCAAAGUGAUUCUGUUUUGGACAUUAGCUGAUGCUCAGGCUGGUGAAGAUGGUGAGAUUACAGCUGAAGAACAGGUACAGAUGCUACUGGAUGCAAAGCUGCAAUGCCUACAGAAGGUCUCCACAGACGACAUUGCAGUUGGUGUGUGUGUCCCAGAGUGGGAUGGUCUGAUAUGUUGGUCGCAAGGCUUCCCUGGAGCUCUGACCAAGACCCCCUGCCCGACUUACGUCUAUGACUUCAACCAUGCAGGACACGCCUACAGGAGGUGUGACUCUAAUGGUUCCUGGGUGCUUGCAGAGAGUUCAAACAAGACCUGGGUCAACUACACGGAGUGCAUCAAAUCCCCAGAGCCCAACAAAAAGAGACAGGUAUUUUUUGAACGGCUGCACAUCAUGUACACAGUAGGCUAUGCAGUUUCCUUCGGCUCUCUUCUAGUGGCCAUCUUUAUUAUUGGAUACUUUAGACGUCUCCACUGCACCAGGAACUACAUUCACAUGCACCUGUUUGUUUCCUUCAUGCUGCGUGCCGUCAGCAUCUUUGUAAAGGAUCACGUGGUGCACACUGGUACUGGGCUGCAGGAAUUUGAUGCUGUGCUCAUGAAUAACUUCACUAACGCUGUGGAUGUGGCACCAGUGGACACUUCACAGUAUAUGGGUUGUAAAGUGACCGUCUUGCUGUUCAUCUAUUUCCUGGCUACAAACUACUAUUGGAUCCUGGUGGAGGGCUUGUACCUGCACAGUCUCAUCUUCAUGGCCUUCUUGUCUGAUUCUAAAUACCUGUGGGGCUUCACUUUGAUCGGGUGGGGUGUUCCUGCUCUUUUUGUUGCAGCAUGGGCAGUUGUCAGGGCAACACUGGCAGAUGCAAGAUGCUGGGAGCUGAGUGCAGGAAACAUCAAAUGGAUCUACCAGGUCCCCAUUCUGACAGCCAUUGGGCUGAACUUCAUCCUGUUUGUGAAUAUCGUGCGGGUGCUCGCAACCAAGAUCCGUGAAACCAAUGCAGGCAGAUACGAUACUCGGAAACAGUACAGGAAGCUUGCCAAAUCCACACUUGUGUUGGUGUUUGUGUUUGGGGUGCACUACAUUGUGUUUGUUGGAAUGCCACACACCUUCGACGGUCUGGGCUGGGAGGUGCGGAUGUAUUUUGAGCUGUUCUUCAAUUCUUUCCAGGGCUUCUUUGUGUCUAUCAUCUACUGCUACUGUAAUGGAGAGGUCCAGACUGAGAUCAAGAAGACAUGGACACGGUGGAAUCUAGCAUUCGACUGGAAGGGCCCGGUGGUGUGCGGGAGCUACCGCUAUGGCUCUGUGUUAACUGGCCUCAACAAUAGCACCAGCAGUCAAUCCCAGUUCGCUACCGGAGGUCCGGGUACCCGUUCCACCACACUCUUCUCCAGCCGAGUCUACCGCAGCAGCGGGGGGCCAACUAUCAGUGCACAUGCCACCUUGCCAGGCUAUGUGCUCAAUUCGGAUGCUGACAGCUUACCACCAUCUAUACCUGAGGAACCGGAGGACAGUGCAAAGCAGGUCGAUGACAUCCUGCUGAAGGAAUCCUUGCCCACGAGGCCCAGCAGUGGCCUGGAGGAUGACGAGGAAACUCUGUAGAUAAUGGUGCGGCGAUAGUCAGCUUAAUUGGGUGUAAUAGCAAACAUGGCAUUUGUUAAAGAACAAAAAUGACAGUACAUCACCUGCAGCGCACACCGCUGUGGAUGGCAACAGCACCUCUACAAUGGACACUUCCUGCUCAAUCUGUGACAGUUUUGUUUUUGACGUAAUGCCAUAUGCAGGUAGAUUGAUAUGAUCAUGACAAGACACCUCCACCCAUCAUGGCCCUGGAAAUGCUGAUGGUGGGUAAAAUUUCUGGUUGCUUCAUGCAAUUCUGAAACUGCCAAAUGGACAAUGUGAAUGUUGGAUUUUUUUUAUUUUCUAUUACUAUGCCAACAAUUUAUUUUUUAAUACUAGUUUCAUUUGCAAAGAACCAUGAUGUCAUCAAGUGAUUUUUUUUUUUUUUUAGUCAAAAGCAUGAUUUGUGUAGACUGUGGAGGCAAUGCUCUGGAGAAAUGGUUGUAUAAUUGGUCUAUCAUAUGUUGGGGGGAUAAUACAUUUACUUAAGUCUCCAUUGCACUUACUGUAAUAUUCCAUUCCAGAGGAUACA
Messenger RNA from Megalobrama amblycephala (Wuchang bream), 2655 nucleotides. It is a transcript of the gene pth2ra, whose product is annotated as parathyroid hormone 2 receptor a. Gene Ontology annotation, biological process: adenylate cyclase-modulating G protein-coupled receptor signaling pathway; cell surface receptor signaling pathway. The coding region runs from base 393 to 2105 and encodes 570 amino acids. Gene Ontology annotation, cellular component: plasma membrane. Gene Ontology annotation, molecular function: peptide hormone binding; G protein-coupled peptide receptor activity; parathyroid hormone receptor activity. The record is from RefSeq and is a predicted model, not a curated record. The transcript has 13 exons. Lineage: Eukaryota; Metazoa; Chordata; Actinopteri; Cypriniformes; Xenocyprididae.